Messenger RNA from Aspergillus mulundensis, 1650 nucleotides. Its product is annotated as acyl--CoA ligase. The transcript is spliced from 3 exons. NCBI's taxonomy places the organism in Eukaryota, Fungi, Ascomycota, Eurotiomycetes, Eurotiales, Aspergillaceae. The coding region runs from base 1 to 1650 and encodes 549 amino acids. Gene Ontology annotation, molecular function: CoA-ligase activity. The record is from RefSeq and is a predicted model, not a curated record. Gene Ontology annotation, biological process: secondary metabolic process.
AUGCAAUACCUACCUGAAAAAGACUACGACCUUCCCAGGCUCGACUUACUCACCCUACUCUUCGAGUCUCCCCUUUCCCUAACAACCGAAUCAACAAUCCUCCAUGCCGAAGCAGCAGACGCCACAAAUCACAUUACGAAAGCACAGGCACGAACAAUCAUCAGGCGACUUGCCCACGUAUUCCGUUCUCAAUUCGGAAUUGGCGUAAAUGGGCCCGGGAAGGAUGCUGUUUUGUGCAUCUCCUCGAAUCAGGUCCUCUUGCCGGCUGUUUUCUGUGCUAUCAUUGGUGCUGGAGGUGUCUAUGCGGCGGCAUCGACGGCGUUGACGGUACCAGAACUUACGAACCAGCUGAGGCAGUCGAAAAGCAAAGUCGUUGUUACGUGUUCGGAGAACAGAAGCAAAGCCCUUAAUGCUGCGCGAGCUUGCGGGAUUCCGCCGGAGAGGGUGUUGGUGCUGGAUAGUAUGGGGCAUCGGCGAUCUUUAUGCGCCGCAGAUAAUCCUGGACGGAACUACUUACAGGGAACGGUGGAGAUGGAGUGGGAUCGGGUCACGAAUAUCGAGUCGCUGGAGAAUACCACCGUUUGCCUGCUAUACUCGUCUGGAACGACCGGAGCACCCAAGGGGGUCAUGCUAUCUCAUAUGAAUCUCGUCUCUGAGGCCCUGUUCACUCAAUUGGUACUGCGGGACUCUAAACGAGGAAAGCCGCAUUUGAACGUGCACUAUCGGACGGUCGGUCAUCUUCCGACGGCUCAUAUUGCUGGGUGCUUGGGGUAUUUCAUCACGCCAGCUGUUGCUGGAGGAACAGUGUACUGGAUGCCCAGGUUCAAUAUCGAUGAGUUCAUCGACUACUGUAAGAAGUACCAGAUGACUUUCUUGUCGACGGCGCCACCGGUAUACCACGCUAUAGUGCGGAGUGGCCGCGCGACAGACCAUUUCAAGACGCUUAUCCGGGCGGAGUCAGGCGCAGCACCUCUAAGCCUGGAGCUCCAAGCGCAAGCGGAAAAGAAGCUGGGAUGCACCAUCAGUCAGCGCUGGGGAAUGACCGAGUCAACUGGAAGCGUGACUACCAUGCCCUGGGGCCAGUCGGACAAUACGGGGAGUAUCAGUCCGUUACUACCAAAUAUGAGGUUGCGGCUUGUUGAUGAACGUAUGAGAGACGUUACUGGCGGGGUGGAGGGCGAGAUCCUGCUCAAAGGCCCAAUGAUCACGAAAGGAUAUUUUGACAACUCAGAGGCGACCGCUGACGCUUUCACGCCCGAUGGCUGGUAUAAGACCGGAGACAUCGGGGUGUAUAAAGACGGGAAAAUCAUCAUGGAGCUCAUAAAGUACAAAGGACUGCAGGUCUCGCCAGUAGAAGUAGAGGGAUUCCUUCUCACGCAUCCCAGCGUCGCAGAUGUCGCAGUGGUAGGUGCACCCGACCCGGAGGCACCGGGCAAUGAGCUACCGCGAGCAUAUGUUGUGCUCAAGGCCAGCAAACGCGUUUCCGAGGCAGAGUUACAGGAAUACGUCAAGUCAAACCUUGCACGCCACAAGCAGCUCCGGGGCGGAGUUCUGUUCAUAAACGAGAUACCGAAAAGCGCAUCAGGGAAAAUCCUCAGGAGAGUCUUGAGGGACCAAGCAAGAAGCUUAACGAGAAGAGCCAAGUUAUAG